CUUUCCAGGCUCCGCCUCCUGGCUCAGUGACGCAGCAGGAGGAAACCACCGCUCGGGUUGCAAUCAGUCUUCCAGGCACAGCGGCUGGCAAAGGAAUAAUCGAGAUGCCUGAAUUGAGAAGGUGGAGUGUCAGAAGACUGAGAAUCUCGUGCCUUCCUCAUACUGCUGCUCUGUUGCCAGAGAAUCCCAAUUUACACUCAAAGCUUCUUUGAUUAAGUGCAAGGAGAUAAGUUGGCCUUUUCUCGGGGAAAAGGCAAAAAUUGGUAGCAGGUGGCAUUUACCGUCAUGGAGACCGGGGAUCUUAACAGCCUCCAGGAGGAUCCCACCUCCUCCAGCAGUAGAAGAGCUACAGCGGAAGACAAUCGCUUGCUGAUUGAAGCUGUUAGAAAGGGAGAUGUUGGCCUGGUCCAGCAAUUGCUGGAGGGCGGGGCCAACGUUAAUUUCCAGGAAGAGGAAGGGGGCUGGUCACCUCUGCAUAACGCGGUACAAAUGAGCAGGGAGGACAUUGUGGAUCUUCUGCUUCUUCACGGUGCUGACCCUGUUCUGAGGAAGAAGAAUGGGGCCACCCCCUUCAUCGUUGCGGCCAUUGAGGGGAACGUGAAGUUGCUGGAACUUUUCCUUUCUAAAGGAGCAGAUGUCAAUGAGUGUGAUUUUUAUGGCUUCACAGCCUUCAUGGAAGCCGCUGCGUAUGGCAAGGUCAAAGCCCUAAAAUUCCUUCACGAGAGAGGAGCAGAUGUGAAUUUGAGGCGAAAGACAAGGGAGGAUCAAGAGCGGCUGAAGAAAGGAGGGGCCACCGCUCUCAUGGACGCUGCUGAAGAAGGCCACGAAGAGGUCUUGAAGAUUCUCCUUGAUGAGAUGGGGGCAGAUGUCAACGCCUGUGACAAUAUGGGCAGAAAUGCCUUGAUCCGUGCUCUCCUGAGCUCUCACAAUAGGAAUGUGGAGGCUACGACCCACCUACUGCUGGACCACGGGGCUGAUGUCAAUGUGAGGGGAGAAAAAGGGAAGACGCCCCUGAUCCUGGCCGUGGAGAAGAGGCACUUGGGGUUGGUGCAGAGGCUUCUGGAGGAAGAGCACAUAGAGAUCGAUGACACAGACAGCGAAGGCAAAACGGCCCUGCUGCUUGCUGUUGAACUCAGACUGAAGGAGAUCGCUGAGUUGCUGUGCAGCCGUGGAGCCAGUACGGACUGUGGGGAUCUUGUGAUGAUAGCGAGGCGGCAUUAUGACAGUUCCCUUGUGAAGUUUCUUCUCGAUCAUGGAGCCAAAGAACGUUUUCACCCUCCUGCCAAAGACUGGAAGCCUCAGAGCUCACGCUGGGGGGCAGCCCUGAAGAAUCUCCACAGAAUAUACCGCCCCAUGAUUGGCAAACUCAAGUUCUUUAUUGAUGAUGAAUACAAAAUCGCUGAUACUUCGGAAGGGGGCGUCUACCUGGGGUUCUAUGAGAAGCAGGAAGUAGCUGUGAAGACGUUCUGUGAGGGGAGCCCACGUGCGCGGCAGGAAGUCUCUUGUCUGCAAAGCAGCCGAGAGAACAGUAACUUGGUGACCUUCUAUGGGAGUGAGAGCCACAGGGGCCACUUGUUUGUGUGUGUCACCCUCUGUGAACGGACUCUGGAAGCGUAUUUGGAUGUGCACAGAGGGGAAGCUGUGGACAAUGAAGAAGAUGAGUUUGCCCGAAAUGUCCUGUCAUCUAUAUUUAAGGCUGUCCAAGAACUACACUUGUCCUGUGGAUACACCCACCAGGAUCUGCAACCACAAAACAUCUUAAUAAAUUCUAAGAAUGCUGUUCACCUGGCAGAUUUUGAUCAGAGCCUCAAGUGGACUGGAGAUCCACAGGAAGUCAAGAGAGAUCUGGAGGAUCUUGGACGGCUGGUCCUCUAUGUGGUAAAGAAGGGAAGCAUCCCAUUUGAGGAACUGAAGGCUCAAAGUAAUGAAGAGGUGGUUCAACUUUCUCCAGAUGAAGAAACUAAGGACCUCAUUAAUCAUCUCUUCCACCCUGGGGCACAUGUGAGGGACUGUCUGAGUGACCUGCUAGAUCAUCCCUUCUUUUGGACUUGGGAGAGCCGCUAUAGGACACUUCGGAACGUGGGAAAUGAAUCCGACGUCAAAACAGGAAAAUGUGGAAGCAAGAUCCUCGAACUGCUGAAACCUGGGCCAUCUGAACAUUCCAAAAGUUUUGACGAGUGGACAACUAAGAUUAAUGAAUAUGUUAUGAAAAAAAUGAAUAUGUUUUAUAAAAAGAAAGGAAAAGAUUGCUACCAGAACACUGUGGGUGAUCUGCUGAAGUUCAUCCGGAAUUUGGGAGAACACAUUGAUGAAGAAAAAAAUAAAAAGAUAAAAUUAAAAAUUGGAGAUCCUUCCUGGUAUUUUCAGAAGACAUUUCCAGAUCUGGUGAUCUAUGUCUAUGCAAAACUACAGAACACAGAAUAUAGAAAGCAUUUCCCCCACAUCCACAGUCCAAACAAGCCUCAGUGUGAUGGAGCUGGUGGGGCCAGUGGGCUGGCCAGCCCUGGGUGCUGAUGAACUGAGUUGUUGGAGUUCAGGGAGCUGCUUAUCAGCUGUAGAGUCCUUGGAAUGUCACCACGCUCUGGGCCUUUUCACUCACCAGCCUGCUUGUGAGGGAUGAGUUGCAUAGCUGAUAUGUCAGUCCCUGGCAUAGUGUAUUCCACGUGUCUGUAACAAAAGCAGUAUAUGCCCAGACUGACUAGUCCAGGCGUUGCCAAACUUUUUACACAGGGGGCCAGUUCACUGUCCCUCAGACCGUUGG
This is a messenger RNA of Saimiri boliviensis boliviensis (Bolivian squirrel monkey), 2761 nucleotides long. RefSeq names its product ribonuclease L (gene RNASEL). Lineage: Eukaryota; Metazoa; Chordata; Mammalia; Primates; Cebidae. Gene Ontology annotation, biological process: protein phosphorylation; negative regulation of viral genome replication; defense response to virus. Gene Ontology annotation, molecular function: RNA nuclease activity; protein binding; ATP binding. The record is from RefSeq and is a predicted model, not a curated record.